AAGCUGCAGAACCAAACGCCAGUCGAUAUGAUCGUCUCUCGAGAUUCCCAGAACCUGCAAGCACUGAGGAAGAUACUAUUAUCAACAACGGUGAGAGAAAAUACCAAGCGAAAUUAUUGCCCAUCGGUCCGUCAGUUAAAUUCUAUUAUUGAUGAGCGUUUCAAGGAAACAUUUAACGAGAUGUCAUUCGAACUGGUGGAAAACGCUGUCCGAUCAAUGUCCGAUCUUCUUUCUAAAAUGUGAGCUUGGAAAUGCCAGUAAAAUUCUGAAAAGGAACUACGCAGAAAACGCGAAACUGAUAGAGCGCAGUGGUCGAAUCAUUAUUGUCGAAACAUAUUGUGGAUAUCAAACACAGACCUUUAAUCUUCGGACACUAGAGAGGAAGAGAGCAAGAAGUUACUUUCGUCUCUGGUGAAUAACUGUGACUAUGGCGUCAUCAAGCGACCUCAUAUUCUUUGUCAACGGCAGGAAGGUUGUCGUGAGUAACCCCGACCCAGAGAUGACCUUGCUGUUUUACCUGCGCUACAAACUCCAGCUGACAGGUACCAAGUCUGGGUGUGCUGAAGGUGGCUGUGGGGCCUGCACCGUCAUGUUCUCUCGUUUUGAUGUCACACUGAAUGUGAUCAAACACUACGCUGUUAACUCCUGCCUGGCGCCCCUGUGUGCUCUACAUGGGAUAGCAGUGACCACCGUGGAGGGCCUGGGCAGUGUCAAGACCAAGCUGCACCCAAUACAGCGUCAGAUAGCGGAGAACCACGGCUCCCAGUGCGGCUUCUGUACACCGGGGAUUGUCAUGUCCAUGUACGCCUUGCUGAGGAACAGUCCCGAACCAACCAAGAAGCAACUCUAUGACGCUUUUGAUGGAAAUCUGUGUCGGUGCACCGGUUACCGCCCUAUCCUGGAAGGACUGUACCCUUUCACUAAGGAGUUUAGUUGUCCGAUGGGGGAAGACUGCUGUAGGAAUAAAGCAUCUACGUCUUCUUCUUGCGAUGGAGGGACUGUUGACCUGAAUAGUGAGACGCCUGCGACGAAUGGAGAACAGAGUCCGAGACAAGAUAGGUCCAGGCUUCUGUAUGACCCUUCUCAAGAGCCAAUCUUUCCGCCUGAACUGAAGUUGCUUUCACCACAAUUACUCACCCAAAGCCUGCGGUUUGAGACCGCGCGAUGCAAAUGGGUGCGUCCCACAACCUUGACAGAACUGCUGGACAUCAAACAGCAGCACCCAGACUGUAAGCUAGUCACUGGAAACACGGAGAUCGGCAUUGAGACAAAGUUCAAAAAGCGUCAUUACAACGUGCUGGUUAGUCCUGCUUUUGUCCGAGAACUGAGGGAGGUGGCGGUGACCUCCAGCGGGGUCAAGUUCGGCGCGUCCGUCACUCUCACUGAUGUGGAGAAACAUUUGCGGAGACUAAUCGAUGAAUACCCUGAGGAGAAGACGCGCGUUUUUGCUGCUUUUGUCGAGAUGUUGGGCUGGUUUGCUGGGAGACAGAUACGCAAUGUAGCAAGCAUCGGUGGGAAUGUGAUCAAUGCCAGUCCUAUUUCGGAUUUGAAUCCUCUCCUUAUGGCCUGCAAUGCAGAGAUUGAGUUUGCUGCUAAAGAGCACGGCCACCGCACAGUGAGAAUGGACGAUGAUUUCUUCCGCGGCUACAGAAAGACACGACUCAGGCCGAAUGAGAUCCUGGUGUCCAUCACUCUACCCUUCACAACACAGAACGAGUAUUGCUUCGGCUAUAAACAAGCCAACCGUCGGGAAGACGACAUCGCCAUUGUCAACGCGGGAAUGAGAGUGGAUCUGGGCGAGACUGGCACUCACAUCAAAGAGAUCAUGAUCGCUUUUGGCGGCAUGGCGGUCAACACUGUGUUUGCCACACGCACCAUGCAGGCGUUACAGGGGAACAUUAGAAGUAAAGCUUUGAUCAGAGCAUUGGGUUAUCCUGCUAACCAUAUUUCGGUCAAAGUCAAGAGGCUGGGUGGCGGGUUUGGAGGCAAGGAGACCAGGAACGUCAGUGUGCUGUUACCGACUGCCGUGGCUGCCGUGAAAACCAAUCAUCCUGUGCGUUGCAUUCUGGACCGAGAUGAAGACAUGUGCUUGACAGGCACCAGGCACCCGGCCUAUAUCACAUACACGAUCGGCUUCAACCGUAGCGGCAAGAUUCUGGCUUUAGACGCUGACCUGUACCUCAACAUGGGCCACACGCUAGACUUGAGCUAUGCUGUUCUGGAAACAGCCUUGCUGGAAAUUGACAGCGCGUACAACAUUGAGCAUUUCCGGGUCAGGGGUCAUUUGUGCCAGACGAACUUGACCUCCUGCACGGCCUUCCGGGGCUUCGGUGGUCCUCAGGCCAUUAUCAUGGCGGAGAACUGGGUUGGUCACGUGGCCGAUUAUUUGGACAUGUCUCCAGAGAAGGUGCGAGAAGUCAACUUCUACAAGGAAGGCGACAAAAUCCCUUGUGGUCAGGUACUAAAACUGUGCAAUAUUCAGCGUUGUUGGGAAGAGUGCAUUAGGAACAGUGACUUCUGCCAAAGGAAGGAGCAGAUAGAGGCAUACAACAAAGACAACAGAUGGAAAAAAAGGGGGAUUGCUCUGACACCUCUGAAGUAUGGUCUGGCGUUUCUUCUGCAGAGUAUGAACCAGGGUGGUUCGCUCAUCAACAUCUACACAGAUGGCACAGUCCUCCUGACUCAUGGAGGGAUCGAAAUGGGUCAGGGACUACACACCAAGUUGAUACAGGUUGUGAGCCGGGAGCUUGAGCUGCCUGUGACAGACAUUCACGUGAGUGAAACCUCCACCUCCACAGUACCCAACACUGGCCCAACAGCCGCCAGCAUGUCAUCAGAUCUCUACGGCGCAGCCGUCAUAGAUGCUUGCAGAACGCUCAACGAACGUCUUGCUCCGUACAAGAAAGCUUUACCCAAAGGAACGAUGAAAGAAUGGCUGUCGCUGAUGGCAGAUCCAAGAUACGUGAACUGGUGUGCUGCAUCCAGCUCGUUCCUGUUGGUCGUGAUGACAAGUGGAGAGUGGGAUUUCUUCAAACUUCUACAUAUUGUCGGAGAGAAGUCCACGCUGACCACGCAACACAGAAAUUUGCAAGUUGAAAAUAAGUUGGAGGGUAGACAACACUCCAAGUUCAUAAGCCAUCUGUGCGCAUGUGCUGGCACUUGGAAUGGAAUGCAUCACCUCGCCAUUGAGAAUUUUGAGAAAUGCAGACAGCAGUUUACCACAGUUAUUGACAGGCACAUCAUCGACGAUGGAGAUAAUUUCAACAAGCUUCACCUCACAGCGAACAAAUGUCGCAAGUGUCGUAAAACUCUUACUAAAACAAAGAGUUGGGUCAAGCAAAAAUUUAAUCCACGAAAAGUCUUGGAGCCGAGCUGGCCUUUCAUCCAAAUGCUGUAUCUGAUGCAUCGUGGGACGUUUAGACCCGGCAAAAACAAAACGAGCAAAAUGUGGGCGAUUCUAACACGUCUAAAUCAUGUUGGAAAUCUUUUAGCGUUGGGACAUCGCUCUGUGUUUUGCAGGCUCGAUAACGUCUGUCUGGACUGGAGCCAAAAUACAAACAGUCCUUUCAGCUACUUCUCCUUUGGGGCUGCUUGCACUGAAGUGGAAAUUGAUUGCUUGACCGGAGAUCACCUGGUUCUCCGGACCGACAUUGUCAUGGACGUCGGGAAGAGCCUAAACCCAGGCAUUGACGUUGGCCAAAUUGAGGGUGCUUUUAUGCAGGGGUACGGCCUGGUAGCUUUGGAAGACUACAAGGUCUCCCCCGAGGGAAUCCAUCUUUCCCGUGGUCCGGGCAACUACAAGAUCCCCUCGUUCGCCAACAUCCCACAAGUCAUGAACGUGGCGCUACUCCGCUGCAGUAAAAACCCAAGGGCAGUCUAUUCUUCUAAGGGAGUGGGAGAGCCGCCGCUGUGUCUGGCUACCUCAGUACUUAUGGCUAUCAAAGCGGCCAUCUCCGCGGCACGAAGACAUGCCGGACACACAGGUCAUUUCCGGCUGGACACACCUGCCACGCCAGACAAAAUCAGGAUGGCCUGUCUGGACCAGUUUGUAGAGAAGUUCCUCGAAGAUGACAAAAGGGACCAAAAGACCCCGUGGAACGUCAAACCGUAAAAAUAACAGGUGGAAUAUCAGAAGGAGCAAAAGGCUAACUUUCGUCUGAAAGUGAACGACAAGGCACAGCCCAGUGUUAACUUUUUUUCAGCAGGCGAAAGUUAAUGUCCUUGGGGAUCUACCGGGUGUUGAGUGUUGACUACAUGACAAGAACUUUUUAAAGUAGGCCUACUCAUACGGGAUUGUGCAUUAGUUGUUGUUCGUAUCCGUAAGUUUAGAACUGGGCCGCUUUAUUAUGUCUUAGUACGCCAUAGGCAGAAGUAGAUCUAGUCCUAGAAACGAAUAUGUACUUAAAUAGGUUGUUUCUGCAUGUUCCUUGUGUAUGUCUAGCAAACUACAGAACGUGUUUGAAGCGCGUGAAGUAUUUCUCCGUGAACGCAAUGUUUACAUCAUCGAUCUAUCAACCUAUCAUCAAUCUAUAGCUUAUUGGUCCAUUCAAGAAGUUUGUCUAUGAAAACGUGGUACGCCUAACAAUACUGCUGAAAACAGGAAAAGGCCGUUGUGUAAUUAUAAACAUACAUAGAAAAAAUGUUAAUGCCUGUAUCUUUCAAACAUUGUUUUAAACAAAAAAUCAUCUUGCCGUAAUCCUUGUCUUCUUGUGAUAAAUGCCAAGGGUCUUAUUCUGGUGUCACUUAUAAGAAGAAUUAUUUUGCUCCUUGUAGUGAAGGCAACACUUCUGUAGUGCCCAGAGCAGAAUGGAAAAGGUGUCAAAAGAAAUUAAAUUCAUGAACUGUGUUGAAAAACAAACAUCGUACUUUGCACCAUCAGGUAACAACUGCAGGUCGGAAAAAAGGCUGCAUCGAUCUUUAUUAUUAUUCUAUGCUUUCUGUAUUGACAGGAUAAUAAGAGAUGGAUUUUAAGGAUAUAUAUGCGUAUAUAUAUUUUGCAAAUGUUGAUUUUAACCAUCAGAAACAUAGACAGCAGCAGCAUUUCCAAAGGUUGACACAAAGCAUCCAGUAAUGUUUGUAUCGUAAUAUUUAAUUUCAAAUAUCAAUGUCGCAUGACUAGAGAGGAAACACGAAAUGGCUUGUCUGUAUUUUAGUUACAAUAUUGAUGUUUAAAUGUUAACACUACACGGGAGCAUUUUUUGUCAACCAUGUAAGGUUUAUUGAAGAGUUAGAACAUUAUUGAUUUGUUUUUUCGAAAGAUGAGAAGAAAUGUAAUAAUUUACGCAGACUCGUGUGUCUGUUUUAGAACGGAAAAGCUGGAUCCGUAUUGUACUUUGUACUGCCGUGUUCGAAAUUUUCUGAGGGGAAAAAAAAACUGAAACGACCUCAGUGCGAAAAAAAAAUAAAGAUCACAACAUUUACAAUAAUAUUUCAUUUUGCCUUUACGGAAAACUCUUUUUAACAGUGAUGUGUUAUACAUUACAGCGACAAACUGUUUCAACAGGAAAUGUUUGGCAAAGUCAUUACCGAUAUAUAACUUAACUUGGGAGUUUCUUUCACAUUUCUCCAUUUGUCUGUCACAACAUGGUAUGAGUCCAGUAACGCAAAAACAUCCUUAAAUGCUCCAUCACAUAUGUUUAGAAUGCCCACUGUUCUCAUACUGGUGAGUCCAUCAGUUGACAACUCCCUUUCUAGUAAAUGUAUGGGUCCAUCUUUAACAAGAUUAAAAUUUGGGGUUCAAAAUCUCAAUCCAGUAGCCGUCGGGAUCCUGAAUGAAAGCCAAACCUUUCAUUUUUCCUGAAAAAAGGACAGAGAAAAUCAAAAAAAAUUAAUGACAUCUCUCUGAAAUUUAUAAAAAUAAGUAUAGAGUUGUAUCAAAGUCGGAAAUAAAGAGACAGAAAGGUUUGAAACUAAAGAAUUCUGAAAAGUGACAUCAAAAUAUUGAUCGCAGAACUUUGUACUGGAAAACACAAUCUUCCUCGAACAUUACCAAUUGGGAAAUUAUCACGCACAUCAUACCUCGAGGAUAUAAGGCUACUAAGUUUCUAAACUGACAAGUAGAAGACAGUAUAAUUGAUUAUGCGGUUCAUUAUACAGAAACGUUGUUCUUGUCUCUCGAAAUAUGAUUUUAAAAAGUAUAAUUGGAGUGCUAUCUUAUUGUGUCUCCAUGUUUAGAUCCUGCCAAGAUUUUACCCCGGUGAGAAAGGUGGGUUUUUAAAAAAGCUAUGUUUUACAGUGAAAAUAAUCCGGAUUGAUGCCUCUAUUUCUGAGAUAUUUCGUGUCAUUCUGAAGUGUCGCCACUUAGCUUGGCUCUAGCUCAGUGCUAUCUUGUAAGAACUGCAAAAUAGCCAAUGGAAUUUCAGCACUGAAAUUCUUCGUUUUGUCUAUCUCCACAGAAAUCGGAACCGUUUGCUCAGAGCUAUCUUAUCAUAGCUUCAUUGUGUCCAAGUCUUUGGGCACACCAAGCAUUAGGCCACUUACAGCCUUAAUCGCAAAAAGAGAAUUGGGAAUUAUUCCUCCCCCUGCCCGAGUAAAGCAAAAAGGGUAUAUUUGAAUGGUAUUACAAAGGAAAAUAUAAUAUUAAACGAGGCAAAAUGAAAAAAACAAAAAACAAAAAGGGUAUAGACCUAGACCUAUAUUCAGUAAGCUAGUGAGAUCUCUCGGUAGUGCAAGUUUUCCUUAAAACAAAUCCAUGGUUAUCACGAAGAGCAUAGAUUUAUCAAAAAUCGAAACUAGUAAUAUUUUACAACUGACAAGACAGCAUCAAACGGAAGUUGCUGUUUUGUUCGAAAAAAAACCUCUCUCCAAACACGAUUUUGGGGUUUAUUCUGCACUAGAUGCUAUAUAAGUGUGUGAAUAACAUAAUCUGUAAUUAGUUUUAGACCCAGUGUCCUUGCAGACGUCCAUGUAAAGCAAGGGGUUUCGGCAUUCGAUAUAGAUUCCGUGAGCCUGUAAGCCUUCGAACUGGUGUUAGGGUCUACUCAAAAUAGAGAGCACUGGGCUCACGAUAUCCUAGACAGAGCAGAAAAGAACCAAGCAUGUGGAUCAAAACUUGUCUCACCUCCAUCAGGUUUCUUGAUGAAAGGCACCCCAAGCUUUUCAAAUCUUUCACAGGCUUUGUACACAUCAGGGACGACAAUGCCUAUGUGGCCUAUCGAGACGAAAAAAAAAAGCAAAAUGAACUUCAUCAUUUAUUUCACCAAAGGUAAAAUGUUAUGGUUAGAGAAAGCUUGGCCUCCUUUCUUUAAAAAAAAAAGCUGUCAACCAGAACCACACAAUACAUGAAAACAUUCUUCGAAAUGCUUUCACUCACACCUCAGUGUUAGACAAGCAAACACAGAAGACUCGAGGAUACAUUUUAUUUGUAAUAGCAAAAGCUUCAAUUAUACCUGUUUCUUACUCAAAAUUAGCUUUCCCCACCUUCCAUGACAGCACAACCUUUCAUGGGAUCUAAAUUAAGAUUUUGACUUCCUAGGUAGUUUUCAUUCAAUAUCUAUUGUGCACGAUUGUCAAUGAAAGGUCUGGUAUUCUAUCCUUGUCUUCAGUAUAAAAAGAACACUGUAUUUGGAGAAACGCGAUGCCUAAAACAGUUUCCACGAUGAAACUCUUUAUUGUGAUACAUGGCUGGAUACCUAGAAAAGAACAAGAAUUCUGUCAUUUUUAAAGAAAACAAAAUAAAACACACAAAAAACGUUGAAAAGUUAAUAAUGACUUCAAAGGCAGGUGUAAUUUUGGGAUUUGCCGCCACUGGCCCACUUCAUCUUUCAAAAUUCAGACACAGUGAUGGAUAUCAAACGAUUAAUAUACUCUAAAUGUGCACUUGCACGUUUGUAAAACUUUACAUAUUUGAAAGUUAAAUACUUCGGUAACAAACCAGUAUAAAUUGUAACUAAAUUUGUUUUUAAAAAUUUGUUUUUGUUUUCUUUUUAAACAUUGUAAAAUUGGAGACAAAAAUAAACGAUUUUAAAAAAUAAAUUAAUGUGUAUACAUCAUGA
Aplysia californica (California sea hare) is the source of this 7994-nucleotide messenger RNA. Its product is annotated as xanthine dehydrogenase/oxidase. Gene Ontology annotation, molecular function: 2 iron, 2 sulfur cluster binding; molybdopterin cofactor binding; iron ion binding. The coding region runs from base 428 to 4111 and encodes 1227 amino acids. The record is from RefSeq and is a predicted model, not a curated record. The transcript is spliced from 33 exons. NCBI's taxonomy places the organism in Eukaryota, Metazoa, Mollusca, Gastropoda, Aplysiida, Aplysiidae.